AUGAACAGGUUAGUUGUACACAAGGAGAGCCUGCCUGCGCAAGUGGGCAUUAAGCGUCGCCGUGCCAACACUGCGGCACCCAUUGCUUCCUCCCCGAACUCCUUGGUUGCUGAGGGCGAGAAUAAUGACGCCAACUCACCGCCAUCCUCAACAGAGCAUGCUGACGUUAACACCAUGGGCAGUUCUCGCUGUGAGACUGUGGAAGCACACGAUGGUGAGGCAGGCAAGGCAGAUCCUGUAGACGCUGUUCCGGAAGAUGAAGAUGAAGAGUCAAGUGAAGACGAGGACGUGGUGGAGUUGGAGCGGGAACGACGACGCAUUGAGCAGCUGCAACAGGAAAAGCAGCGAGCGAAAGAUGAGAAAAUUGGCGGUACCUCCGCUGCUGCUUCCUCCACACGCGCGACGGGAUUAGGCAACCGUACUAAUACGACUAAUAAUACGACUAGUAACGGUGGUGUAUCGUCUUACAAUCAUGAUGUCUUGUUUCGUAGGCGCGAGUGGCGUGAACAGAACGUUGUGACAACAGCAGACGGGGUAAAAAAGGAUAAAAAGACGAAGUGGGAGGCGGUGCAAAACAACGCCCAGCAUUCCGCAGCGUUUCGGCACUUUAUGAAGAGUCACUUUAAGUGA
Messenger RNA from Trypanosoma rangeli, 630 nucleotides. RefSeq lists its product as uncharacterized. NCBI's taxonomy places the organism in Eukaryota, Euglenozoa, Kinetoplastea, Trypanosomatida, Trypanosomatidae. Bases 1 to 630 code for a protein of 209 amino acids. The record is from RefSeq and is a predicted model, not a curated record. The transcript has a single exon.